UUUACAUCAUGCCAUGAAAAGAGACAACUACAGGGAAAAAAUCAGUAUUAGGUUUUAGCAAGUUUAGCAAUACAAACGAACAAGUCUUACGUGAGUCGCUUAAUGUUAAUACGUUGGCGCCUGGCGGGCGAAAGCUGCAACUAAGAUGCGCUUGGCUUGGCUUGGCUUCCUUUGUUUCUUUUCGAGCCUCCGUGGUCCGUUAUUUCUUGUUCUUGUACAUGAUUGUUAUCAAUAAUUAUCUGUGCACGAUUGUGUUUGAUUGUAUUAUUGUGUAUCUUGAUCUGUGGUAUCUUGGAUUCACGGGAUUGUUUUCCUAGGUAUAUACCUAGUUCUGUUUCCUCUGUGAAUUAUAUUUUACCAGUGCCAGUGUGUUCAACGAGGUUUACAAUCCAAUCAUAUAUAGCGUUGAAACUGCAUUUGGUUCAAGCACUGAAGUUCUAAUUAGCAGGUAAGAGUGUUUCAUAUAUAAUUUUAUAUUUAAUUCAGUUUUCAAUCAGAAUAAUAUGAAUAAGAAAACAAAAACAACAAAGGGUAUAUCAAAACGCCAUAGAAAUAGAAUAUUACAAUCGAGAGUCGAAUGGUAUUCUGAGGCCCUGAAUAUAGAGAAGGUAUCAGAUCAAUCUGAACUAUUUCUCUCAUCUGAUUCUGAUGUUGAAAUAGUGAGACACCGAGUGAGACACCUAACCCCUAUGGAAUUAGAGAACUCUGAUACAUCUAUAUUGAAUGUUGCUAGUACAUCAGGUACGAAUAAUAAUCAAACCUAUCAAUGUAGCAGUCCUGAGAGAGUUGUAUCAACAAUUAUUGAUGAUAAUAUUGAGUUUGUUGUUGAAUCAGAGAACUGCAGAAUUGCUGAUUCAAAUGAUCUAAAAGUUUUAGGAGAGAGCAGAAGUAUAUCAAAUCAUAACUUUCAAGAUCAAUUAUCAAAUUGGGCAAUUUCUCAUAAAAUCCCCCACAAUGCUUUAACCAGUUUGUUAGGUAUUCUUAAAACAGUGCCAGCAUUGGAAGAAAUUCCAGCUGAUGCUCGCACUCUGUUGCAUUGCCCCAGACAAAUUUUGUUCAAAGAUAUAGCCCCUGGAAAAUAUUAUCAUUUUGGUUUAGAAAAAUCUGUCUUGAAAUUAUUACAUAAAACUGGUAGUAAAAUGUUCAAUGUGGUAGAAAUAUGUGUCAACAUUGAUGGCCUACCAUUGGCAAAAAGUUCUGGCAGCCAGAUAUAUCCAAUACUUUGUAAUUUAUAUUUGAACCCAAAAGCAGUAGAAGUUGUUGGCAUAUAUCAUGGUUUUGAGAAGCCAAAAGAUGCCAAUGAAUUCUUGAAUGACUUCAUAGAUGAAGCAAUCAGUUUAAUUAAUAGUGGUGUUCUAUAUAAUGAUCAAUUGUAUCCUUUCAAAGUAAAAGCAUUUAUUUGUGAUGUACCUGCCAAAAGUUUCAUCACUUACACCACUGGCCAUAUGGGUUAUCAUAGCUGUUCUAAAUGUCAUAUCAAAGGACAAUAUCUUGAGAAUAGAAUUUGUUUCCCAGAUACAAACAAUUUGCCAAAAAGAACUGAUGCAGGAUUUCGACAAAAAGAAGAUGAAAGGCAUCAUGUUGGUACAUCUUUCUUAGAAAAGCUACCCAAUUUUGAUAUGAUAUCUGGUGUUGUGUUGGACUAUAUGCAUCUGAUUUGUUUGGGCACUGUUAGAAAAUUACUAUAUCUGUGGUGUUUUGAUACAAAAUCUGGUAGUAAACUAUCUCGAAGGGAUCUAUCAAGAAUUUCACAAUUCCUGGAAACACAAAGGAAAAACGUGCCUAGUGAAUUUUCAAGAAAACCUAGGUCACUGUCUGAAGUGAAACGUUGGAAAGCAACAGAAUUACGACAGUUUUUGUUUUACACUGGCCCUGUGAUUUUGAAAUCAGUUUUACCACCAGAUAAUUAUAAAAACUUCAUGUCAUUGUUUGUGGGAACUGUCAUUUUAACAAAUUCCAAAUUUAUUUUCAACAAGGAUAAUGCUAAUGCUAUGUUAAAGUAUUUUGUGGAUAGUUUCAAAAGUUUAUAUGGACCUCAAAAUGUAUCUCACAAUGUACAUAAUAUGCUUCACAUAGCUGAUGAUGUUGAACUGAUGGGAGCAUUGGACAACUUUAGUGCAUUCCCUUUUGAAAAUAAACUGCAACAGUUGAAAAGGCUUGUUCGAAAAGGUGAUCAACCCUUAUCCCAAAUAGUGAAAAGGUUGCAUGAAAUAGAACACUCUGAAAUCCCAGAAAACUCAGAUAAUAUCCAACAUUUUCAAGUCAAGAAACAACAUGAUCUAGGUCCCCUCCUUCCUGGGACUAAUUUUCCACAAUAUUUAGAAUAUAAAUUCAAUGGUUUCACCUUGAAAAUUUCUGAACCUAACAACUGUUGCAGAUUGAAUAAUGGAAAGAUAAUAACAAUAUUAAAUUUUGCAUCCAAAGAUGAUCAACCUGUAAUAAUUGGUUAUGAAUAUCUCAAAAAAGAAGAUUUUUUCAAAAACCCAUGUAAAUCUUCAGAUCUCAGUAUACAUGUUGUGAGUAACCCAGGUCCUAUUGAAAUGUUUUCUGUACAAGAUGUUUCCCAUAAAUGUGUUAAAUUGGAUUAUGGAGAUAAAUUCACAAUAUUCCCUUUACUGCAUUUAGAUUGAGAUCCUGAAUUAAACUUAUAAAACAAAGCAGCCCAACCUCAUUCUGCAAGUUUAAUACUAUUUUUUUUUUACUUUAAUUCAGUAAAAAAGUAACAUAUACAAAGAUGAAUAUCUUUGGAUGGAACUUUUUGAUUAGUCUCUGGAAGUAACUCAAGCUAUAAAUAUCUGAAACAUUGUUAUGUGUACAGGGUGAUCCAUUUUCAAGCAGUGAGCUCAUGUUCCCUUUUUUCAAAUGGUACACCCCUUGGCACAGCCUAUAUUUUUCUAGUUUUGGGCAAGGUUGGUUAAAUUGAUGAUUAUUUGUAGAGUAAGGUUGCCUGGAUCAGAAAACGCAGUGAGGGGAGGUUGUAAUUUGUG
This is a messenger RNA of Phaedon cochleariae (mustard beetle), 2987 nucleotides long. NCBI's taxonomy places the organism in Eukaryota, Metazoa, Arthropoda, Insecta, Coleoptera, Chrysomelidae. The record is from the annotation of a GenBank genome assembly.